UUCCAUCUCCCGGCGUUGUCAGCAAAACAAUGGGAGCGAGUUUCUCAAAUCUUCCCACCCCCUCGUGUCCCUGGCCCAGCAGCAGCAGCAGCGCACCACAGCUGGCUCAUGAGGGGCAGGCCGCGUGUGGUGGGGUAAAGAAUGGGUAACUCGUGCUUACUCCAUGACGCCUUGAAGAGGAGGCCAAACAAAGAAGUAAACCUCCUUGAGCUGCCUCCCACCACCAACAGUGGCUUGAGAAAGCCAUUGCAGGGCUGCGUCUUUGCCGAAUAAGCGAUUGUCUUGGGGCGCGUAUAAAUGUUUCAUCGUCCUGCAUUUACACGUACAGUACAAAAAGGGCACCAUGGUUACAUCAACUCAGAAAACCCCAGCGUAGCCACAGAUCCCUUGGGACCUGUGGCUGUGCUUCGCCCCCCUCUCUGCUCUCACCUGGGCUGAGACCUCUGCUGAGCUGGUAGCAGGGGCUGGAGAUACCGACGCCUGAGCUGCUGCUGCUGCCACCAUGGACGAGGCGAGCAGCAAGGCGGCAGGCCGGAGACCCUUCGCCCUCGACCCGACGGGCGACGUCUACAACCGCUGGCAGGUCGUCUCCUGCGCCUUCACGCUCUUCAACUGGUUUGCCAUCAUCUGCAGAGUGAGCUUCAUGGACGUGCAGGUGAAGUUUCUGCCGGUGUGGCUCACCCUGGACUAUGUGUCGGACGCUGUCAACCUGGUGGACAUGGUGCUCCUGAGCAGGAAAGGCUUCAUGGAGUGCGGGCUGCUGGUGACGGACGUGGGCCGCAUGCGCCAGCGCUACGUCCGCUCGUCGCGCUUCUGCCUCGACGCGCUGGCGCUCAUCCCCACCGACCUCCUGUACGCGUACACGGGCGUGCACUACCCCGUGGUGCGCCUCAACCGCCUGCUGCGCUUCCCUCGCAUCUUCGACUGCUUUGACCAGGUGGAGACACACACCAACUACCCCAAGACAUUCCGCAUCAUCAAGCUGGUGGUGUACAUCUACCUGAUGGUGCACUGGAACGCCUGCUUCUACUACCUGCUGUCCGCCUACAUCGGCUUUGGGCAGGACGGCUGGGUGUACCCGGCCCAUGAGACGCCGGGCUUCGGCGGCACGGGCCGCCAGUACAUGUUCUGCAUCUACUUCUCCACGCUGAUCCUGCUCACCAUCGGCAACAUCCCCAAGGCGGAGCGCGAGGCCGAGUACCUCUUCGUGGUCGUCGACUUCCUCAUCACCAUCUUCGUGUUCGCCACCAUCCUGGGCAACGUGGCGAGCAUCUGCGCCAGCGUAAACGAGGCCGGCGACAGGUUCCUGGCCGAGUUCAACGAGGUCAAGGACUACGUGCGCUUUCGCGCCAUCGGGAAGGACGUGGACCGCAAGGUGGUGGAGUGGUACGAAUACCUGCAUCUCAGUAACAAGUCGUUGGGCGAGGAGGACGUCCUCAGGGAGCUGCCCGUGACGCUGCGCACCGCCAUCGCCAUCAACGUGCACAUGCAGACGCUGCAGAAGGUGGAGAUCUUCAAGAACUGCGAGCUGGGCCUGCUGGAGGAGCUCGUGCUGAAGCUACGACCCAAGCUGUACAGCCCCGGCGACUACGUUUGCCGCAAGGGCGACAUCGGCCGGGAGAUGUACUUCAUUAAGGAGGGCAAGCUGGCGGUGGUGGCCGACGACGGAGUGACGCAGUAUGCCGUGCUGGGGGACGGCAGCUACUUCGGGGAGAUCAGCAUCCUCAAGAUACCCGGCAGCAAGGCCGGGAACCGGCGCACGGCCAACAUCCGCAGCAUCGGCUACUCGGACCUCUUCUGCCUGUCCAAGGAGGACCUGCAGGAGGUGCUGCGAGAGUUCCCAGCGGCUGGCAACAUGCUGGAGGAGAAGGGGAAGCAGAUCCUGGCCAAGAUGGGCCUCCUGGACACCGAGAUGGAGGGAGCACGCGCCGAGCCACACCAGCUGGAGAGCACGGUGGAGACGCUGGAUGGGGCGGUGCGUGCCCUGCAGACCAAGGUUGCGCGCCUGCUGGCCGAGCACAAGUCCGGCGACAAGAAGAUACGCGCGCGUCUACGCCGCCUGGAGCGCGUGUUCACCGCAGAAGCAGCAGCAGCAGCCGGCGAUGACCACAACGAUGCGGGGGCCACGGGGGCCACGGGGGCCACUGGGAGCGGCGACGCGUGAAGUCCAACCUCAUCUCGUCGUCGUCGUCGUCGUCACCGUCUCUAAGCCACCUUCUUGGGCGGCCUUCCGCAUCGAGCUCGUGCCAGGGGACCCAGCGGCGGAAGGGCGUCCGUGGGGCCACGCCUGGCCGGUGGUCCAGAGCCUCGCCGGAGAGAUUCUCUCCCCCCCCCCCACCCCCCGCUCUCUUUUAGCCCAGUGGUUCUUCUUGACACGGGGCUCACCACGCAACCCCUGGGGGGGCGAGAUGCCCUUUCCGUGGGUGCGAGACAUGGGCAGGUUUUUGUAAGAAAGUAAAUAAUCUAAACCACAAAUGAAGCAUGGGCACGCAAGUAGAACAACGUUGUUUCAUCAAACCCUAUGUGUUGAUUAACAUUACACAUCUUAAUAAGGGGUGCAGGCUGCAGUUAAGGUUAAGAACCACUGGUCUAGAGUAUUCACCUGCACGCGAUAAGCUGCUUUGUAGAGCUAUCAUUUGUGGUCAGGUCGCUUCUGAAAAAUAAUCUCAUAGGCCAGUUGGCUUUACCUG
Molecule: messenger RNA, 2690 nt
Organism: Petromyzon marinus (sea lamprey)
Lineage: Eukaryota; Metazoa; Chordata; Hyperoartia; Petromyzontiformes; Petromyzontidae
Product: cyclic nucleotide-gated channel rod photoreceptor subunit alpha-like
Biological process (GO): monoatomic cation transmembrane transport
Cellular component (GO): plasma membrane; intracellular cyclic nucleotide activated cation channel complex
Molecular function (GO): intracellularly cGMP-activated cation channel activity; intracellularly cAMP-activated cation channel activity; cGMP binding
Source: RefSeq, a predicted model, not a curated record